GUAUUCAUGUAGGUGCGCAGCAGAGAAUAAAAACAAGAAAAAUGUGGUCUAGAUGGAUAGAGUCGACACGUCACCCAUAGGUUCGAACGAGCCGCCGCCUGACGCCCCAACAAAGAAGGAAACCCUAACAAUGCAAACGCACCCAAUUUUCCUAAUCUCUUACCGCCACGUGUCAGUCUUCUUUUUCCUCUUUUUUUAUCUUUCCCUCUCUCCUUUCUCCAUACUCAUCCGGUUUCCUUUCUCCUUUUCCUUUCUCCGACCGCCAUUGCCACUUCAUCGGAACCCUAAUUUUCCUUCUCUCUUCCACUGCUUUUCGACGAAUUUGUCUCCGCUGAAUGUUGUCGUUUCACCUGAAAAUGGUGGAACAAUACGUCGUUGAUUGUGUUCCAUCCAAGACCUUGUUCCACACGAGGAAAAAAACUCUUCUCAAUUGAAUCCAUUCCAGAUCCAUCUCCUUUUUCAAAUUUGUAUAUUAAUCCGAAAUUUUGUACAGUUUACCUUAGAUUCGGUUGUAGACAGAAGAAAUGGCGUUGGGGAUUUGAGUUUUGAAGUUUGGAAUUCUUGACUGUUUCGUUUUUUCUUUUUCUUUUUUUUUUCUUUUCUUUUUUUUCGAUUUGUCUCUGGUUUAUAAGCUUAGAGAAGGUGGCGAAGAUGAAUCUAGGUGCGGCGGAGGAAGAAUCGCCGCAAGAAAUUCAUAUUCCGGCCGAAAUCGAUUGGCAGAUGCUCGAUAAAUCUAAAUUCUUUUUUCUCGGUGCAGCGUUGUUUUCAGGUGUUUCCGCUUCUCUUUACCCUAUGGUUGUGUUGAAAACUCGUCAACAGGUUUCUCAUUCGCAACUUUCUUGCAUCAGAACCGCAUUUUCUCUUGUCCGCCAUGAAGGUUUCCGAGCUCUUUACCGAGGAUUUGGUACUUCUCUAAUGGGAACUAUCCCUGCUAGAGCUUUAUACAUGGGAGCUCUUGAGAUUACAAAGAGCUAUGUCGGAACUGCCACCAUUAGAGUUGGAUUCCCAGAAACUAGUGCAGCUACCAUUGCUAACGCCGCUGCUGGAUUGAGUGCGGCAAUGGCAGCUCAGCUUGUAUGGACUCCUGUUGAUGUUGUGAGUCAAAGACUCAUGGUUCAACCUAGAUACAACAAUCCCAAUUCUUCCUCAACUCAUUACAUCAAUGGAAUCGAUGCCUUUCGAAAGAUCCUCAAGGCCGAUGGCCUCCGUGGCCUCUACCGAGGAUUUGGAAUAUCAAUUUUGACCUACGCACCGUCGAAUGCCGUGUGGUGGGCAUCUUAUUAUGUAGCACAGCGGCUGGUUUGGGGUGGAAUUGGGUGCUGUUAUCAUGCAAAGAAGGUUCAGGUUGAUGAAGAUAAUGAAAAUGGAGGAUAUAGUAACAAUGUCUACAAACCCGAUUCCAAAACUGUGAUUGCAGUUCAAGGAGCGAGCGCAGCAAUGGCAGGGAGUAUAUCAGCCUUGAUAACAAUGCCACUCGAUACCAUCAAGACGAGAUUGCAAGUGUUGGAUGGGGAUGAAAAUGGGAGAAGAGGACCAACUAUAGGACAGACAUUGAGGAAUUUGGUGCGGGAAGGAGGAUGGACGGCUUGUUAUCGAGGGUUGGCACCCCGGUGUGCAUCCAUGUCGAUGUCUGCGACGACAAUGAUCACUACAUACGAGUUUUUGAAACGGCUAUCAACAAAGAAUCAAGAGAGUUUAACAAGCUAAAGCAUAGCAGGGGAAGAUGGGAGUUUUCAUGGUGAGUGAAGAUUGUCAUUUUUUUUUCAAAACUGUUUCUGAUAAUUCUCUUCUUGGAUUUCUUUUUAAUUUUUUUUUUCUUUUUUCUUUCUAAUUCUACUUUAAUGAAUCCAAUCUGAAUCUACUUUGUUGAUAUAAUGUAAGGCAUAGCCAUUUGUUCAUAUAUAAAAUGUAUAGAAAUAAUUACUUUCUGUAAAA
Messenger RNA from Cucumis sativus (cucumber), 1935 nucleotides. RefSeq names its product solute carrier family 25 member 44. Lineage: Eukaryota; Viridiplantae; Streptophyta; Magnoliopsida; Cucurbitales; Cucurbitaceae. The record is from RefSeq and is a predicted model, not a curated record. Gene Ontology annotation, biological process: transmembrane transport. The transcript has a single exon. The coding region runs from base 652 to 1707 and encodes 351 amino acids.